This is a messenger RNA of Carcharodon carcharias (great white shark), 3250 nucleotides long. RefSeq names its product MTSS I-BAR domain containing 1 (gene mtss1). Bases 549 to 2603 code for a protein of 684 amino acids. Lineage: Eukaryota; Metazoa; Chordata; Chondrichthyes; Lamniformes; Lamnidae. Gene Ontology annotation, cellular component: cytoplasmic side of plasma membrane; actin cytoskeleton. The transcript is spliced from 14 exons. Gene Ontology annotation, molecular function: actin binding; phospholipid binding. The record is from RefSeq and is a predicted model, not a curated record. Gene Ontology annotation, biological process: cell projection assembly; plasma membrane organization.
GUGAGGGACAGACCCGGAGUGAGGGAGAAGGAGAAUCCCGGAGUGAGGGACAGACCCGGAGUGAGGGACAGACCCGGAGUGAGGGACAGACCCGGAGUGAGGGAGAAUCCGGGGUGAGGACAGACCCGGAGUGAGGGACAGACCCGGAGUGAGGGACAGACCCGGAGUGAGGGAGAAGGAGAAUCCCGGAGUGAGGGACAGACCCGGAGUGAGGGACAGACCCGGAGUGAGGGAGAAUCCCGGAGUGAGGGACAGACCCGGAGUGAAGGACAGACCCGGAGUGAGGGACAGACCCGGAGUGAGGGAGAAUCCGGAGUGAGGGACAGACCCGGAGUGAGGGACAGACCCGGAGUGAGGAUCAUACCCGGAGUGAGGGACCCGCUUCGCGCAGUCGGGAUUCGGGAUGGAUUCGGAUUCGGCCCCCGGGAGCCGGAGCCUCUGAACCGGAGCCGGGAUUUUGGGGUUUGUGGAGCGGGAGCGGAUUCGGAUCCGGAUCCGAUGUGUCCGGUUUGAGAGGCCGGAGCCGAGUCCGAGUGUCCGAGAGCAAGAUGGACGCGGGGGGGAUGGAGAAGGAUUGCAGCGCCCUGGGGGGGCUUUUCCAGAGCAUCAUGAGCGACAUGAAGGGUGGUUACCCAGUCUGGGAGGAUUUCAUCUCCAAAACUACAAAGUUGCAGUCACACUUAAGGACGACCAUUGUAAUCGCAGGAUCCUUUCUCGAUGCUUUUCAGAAAGUAGCUGACCUGGCAACUAACACACGAGGUGCUACGAAGGAGAUUGGUUCAGCUCUGACCAGGAUGUGUAUGAGGCAUCGCAGUAUCGAGUCAAGGCUGAAGCAGCUCACUGUCGCUCUGACUGACAGUUUGAUAAACCCUCUCGAGGGGCGGAUUGAGGAGUGGAAGAAAAUUGCUAACCAACUGGACAAAGACCAUGCCAAAGACUACAAGAAAGUUCGGCAGGAGAUUAAGAAGAAAUCAUCUGACACGCUGAAACUGCAGAAGAAAGUGAAGAAAGGGAAGGAGGAUGUGAGGCUACAGUUGGACACAGCUUUACAGGACGUCAACGACAAGUAUGUCCUGCUGGAGGAGACUGAGAAACAGGCCGUGUGUCGGGCUCUGAUUGAGGAACGCAGUCGGUUCUGCACGUUUGUUACUCUCCUGAGACCUGUGCUGGGCGAGGAGAUCGGAAUGCUCGGAGAGGUUACACACUUGCAAACUAUUCUAGAAGACCUGACAAACCUGACUGCUGACCCCCAGAAACUACCUCCUGCUAGUGAACAGGUGAUCUUGGAUUUGAAGGUGGCAGAUGAUUAUAACUACACCUAUCACACUCCCCCCUCGUCUCCCAGCAGCUCCCACUCUCGGAGAGGGACUAUGAGCAGCAUGUGCCAGUACCCACAAUCUUCAGGAAGACACCCCGGUAUUCCCAACUUCGAAUCUGCUUCUCCGUCAAUGGAAACGCUUCAUAUACAAACCCCAUCUGUGUCAACAGCUGAUGGCACCAGCCAGGACUGGGCAAAAUUGGCACCGAUGGACCAGCUGCAGACCAGUGCCCUCCAGCCGAAGGAAGCAUUUUCUUAUCAAAUGAUUGGAGCAAAUGGACCCCAAGCACCAAUGGAAGCCAGUGUGUAUGCACAGGCCACAGACAGACCACAAUCCACAGCAGCAACUGCUGCUUGCAAGCCACAGGUCGGAGAGAUGAGUGCUCGAGAACAUCUUGCCUUAACCCUAAGUCAGGGGAUGAAUCUGGACGCUCAAAGGAGCAGCCGGGAUUCUCUGCAUUGUUCCAGUGGUUACAGCACCCAGACCACCACACCUUCAUGUUCAGAGGACACCAUCCCCUCUCAGGCAGCAAAGAAGGAACCGUCCCUCAUUGUGCCUGAUUAUGAUUACAUUUCCCUGCAUGGAGAGCAAGAGCUGCCUGAUCAGAUUGAUUUUGAUAAAUCCUCCACCAUUCCAAGGAAUAGUGACAUCGGCCUGAAUUACAGGAAAAUGUUCCAGGCUAAGCGGCCGGCCUCCACAGUCAGCCUCUUGGUUGACCCUGAGCCCAUGAUGACGUCUCACGUUGCUACGAUUCGAAGGAAGCCUUCCAGCAAACCGACAUUCCGGCGUGGCACCAUCAGCGGUGUUCCCAUUCCCAUCCGGACUCCCAUGGUGCCGAUUCCAGGGCCACCCGUGUCCAGUAAGCCAAUGGGCCUGGCAGUCUCUCGGACAGGCAGCGAGGAGUGUGUUAGUCUGCAGGGAGGGCGUUCCAGUUUCGUGCAAAAGAAGCAAGGAAUUUGUAGCUCAACCCAAAGUUUGAGUAUGGCCCAGAGCUCCGGAUACUCGCUGGUGCCAGAGAAACCGUUUCUGGUCAACAGCCUGCAGCGCUCAGCUCCCAACCUCCAGAAUGCCCGAGAGUUAAAACCUGCGACAAACACUACAGGAAAUGGACUGACUCCUCAAGCGGGCACUGCUGAGGGUUCCCAAAGGACUGGAGGGGUUGACAAUGUUGCUGCUACCCCCUCGCCAACCGAGGGAGGUGAUGAUGUUUUGUCCAUGAUUCGCAGGGGGGUCAAACUGAGAAAGACUUUGACCAAUGACCGAUCAGCCCCCAGGAUCAUUUAAAACAGACAGACAGUGAGACAGACGCAGUUUCAAGAUCCACCAUUUUGUCCCCUCUUUCUCUUUCUUUGCCUCUUGUUCUAAAACUGGUAACAGUUCUUUCACCCCCCUCAUUCUCAGAUUAAACUGUUGAUGCACAAAAUAUCAUCAAGAACCUGUCACAUCCCAGCUCACCCGAUGACUCAGAAAUCUUCAGUCUGCUCCUUUAACAGGUCACAGGGUGGGAGACUGGGUCUUGUGGACCAGGGGUGGGGGGACUGAUGUUUGCGACUGCAUCACACAGACCAGCAGAUGAUGAGGUGUGUCCCCUGCUGAAUCAGCCUUUUGUGGCAUGGGCUAAAAUUGGCCUCAACAUCCCAGGUUAGAGAUGGAAAACCAGCUCUGGCCCCUGCUCCGGAUUGCUGACUAUUGAUCCCCAAAACAGGGAUGUGUGGAUAUUGGGCGAGGGCAAGAUCAGGGCUGUGAUAUCUCCCUCCAUUGAGCAACCAGGCAAACACAACCCCGUCUGCUCACUAUUUGAAGAUGGCCAUUUGGGGAAAGUGACAGAGCUUCCAUGGGCCUUACCCCAGCCAGCACCUUCAGCAGAGAAUGGGAAGAAAUCAGGGUGGGGUGGGGAAAGGGAGUGUCACACCCCAUGCACCACCCCCUCC